CAAGUAAAAAAAAAAAAAAAUCAAUCAGCAAAUUAUUUUGUGCAAUCAGAAGAGAAAAAGAUCACUCAUCGCCAUGGGACAAGUCUUUAACAAGCUCCGAGGUAAAGAGUGGAGACAUAAGCAGGUACAAGCGAUAUGUGAUCGUGUUUUCGAUCGGUUCAAGAUUCAAACCGGAAGAGCCAAUCUUACGUUUGAAGAGUUAUACAUCGCGGUGCUUCUCGUUUACAAUGACAUAAACAAGAGAUUGCCUGGUCCUCAUUUCGAUCCACCUUCUAAGGAUCUUGUCAAAGCCAUUAUGACGGAUUGCGAUAUCAACUUGGAUGGAGAAAUUGAUAGGGAUGAGUUCGUGAAGUUUAUUGAGCAGAUUACGGCUGAGACAUUUAACGUGGUGAGUCAGGGUUUGAUCAUAUCUUUGAUUGUGGCUCCAACUGUGGCUAUUGCGACGAAGAAGGCCACGGAAGGUGUCCCGGGAGUUGGCAAAGUUGUGCAGAAGCUGCCUACUUCAAUCUAUGCUUCCCUUGUGACUCUUGCAGUUGUGUGGGUGAAUUCUGAUUCAAAUUAAGCUUCUCGUAUUGCAAAGCUUGCCACCAGAAUAAAUGUGUUUAUACUAU
Molecule: messenger RNA, 611 nt
Organism: Arabidopsis arenosa
Lineage: Eukaryota; Viridiplantae; Streptophyta; Magnoliopsida; Brassicales; Brassicaceae
Source: the annotation of a GenBank genome assembly